AUGGCUCUGAUUGUGGAUAUUGUGCGAUCGGUCCUGUGCACUUCAUGGCUUAACCUGUUGCUCUUCUUCGUGCCCAUCGGCUAUGUGGCCUACUUCCUCAACAUCAACUCGACCCUCAUCUUCAUCUUCAACGCCCUCGCCAUCGUGCCGCUGUCGUCCCUGCUUACGGAUGUCACGGAGAAGAUUGCCAGCGAUGCCGGCGACACGGUGGGCGCCAUUCUCAACAUCAGCCUCGGCAACCUCGUCGAGCUGAUCCUUUUCGUCGCCCUCAAGAAUGACCAGAUCCGCGUUGUGCAGGCGUCCAUCCUCGGAUCGAUCCUUGUGAAUCUGCUCCUGAUCCUCGGAUCUGCGCUUCUCACCACCAAGCUCCCCGACCAGGAGUUCCUACACGAUGCCGCCGGCACGCAGCUUCUCGGGUCCCUCCUCUUUGUGUCGGUCUUUACCUUUCUUAUGCCGACGGCCUUUGACCACACUUUCAGAGGCACCGAUGGCGCCGAAGCCAUGAGUCUCAAAAUGAGCAGGAUCUCGGCCGUCAUGAUCCUGCUCAUCUACAUCCUAUACUUUAUCCACGAAAUCAAGACCCGAACGCCUCCCCACGACCUCGAAGCCGCGACCCACGACGAAGAAAACGACGACGCUACACUGUUCGACGGCCAGGAUCACCCGACGCACGUAUCAUUCGGGCCCCGGACGGAUCGCAUCAUCUCCUACGUGAUGCUCAUCCUGACGUCGACCUUCAUGUCCGUGUCGGCCGAGUUCCUGGCCAGCGCCAUCGACGACGUGAUUCGCCAAGGCCACCUGUCCGAGUCGCUCAUCGGCCUCAUCAUCAUGCCGAUUGUGGGCAACGUGGCCGAGUACGCCACCGUCGUUGUCGUCGCCGCCAGAGACAACAUGGGCCUCGCGCUGGCGGUUUCGGUCGGCUCGUCGAUCCAGAUUGCGCUGUGCGUGACGCCUCUGACGGUCAUUGCGGGCUGGAUCAUGGACCGGCCGCUGAUGCUGACGUUCAACCUCUUUGAGAUUGCCACGCUCUUUGGGUCCGUCCUGCUCGUCAACUUUCUGAUUCUGGGCGAGGGAGUGAGCGGGCCGCUGCGGUCGAGUGGCCUCAAGGGCGGACUGAUGUGUGCAUGUUACGUGAUUAUUGGGUGA
Messenger RNA from Trichoderma reesei QM6a, 1146 nucleotides. Its product is annotated as Ca2+ transporter. Gene Ontology annotation, molecular function: calcium:proton antiporter activity. The coding region runs from base 1 to 1146 and encodes 381 amino acids. Lineage: Eukaryota; Fungi; Ascomycota; Sordariomycetes; Hypocreales; Hypocreaceae. Gene Ontology annotation, biological process: intracellular calcium ion homeostasis; calcium ion transmembrane transport. Gene Ontology annotation, cellular component: fungal-type vacuole membrane. The transcript is spliced from 4 exons. The record is from RefSeq and is a predicted model, not a curated record.